Messenger RNA from Drosophila innubila, 462 nucleotides. RefSeq names its product larval cuticle protein 1 (gene Cpr47Ed). The transcript has a single exon. Lineage: Eukaryota; Metazoa; Arthropoda; Insecta; Diptera; Drosophilidae. The record is from RefSeq and is a predicted model, not a curated record. Gene Ontology annotation, molecular function: structural constituent of chitin-based larval cuticle. Bases 1 to 462 code for a protein of 153 amino acids. Gene Ontology annotation, cellular component: chitin-based extracellular matrix.
AUGCCUGUGGCAUCUUUUCAGUUGCUUUUGACGCUAGCUUUGACUUUCGAUAGAAGCUUGUCUGCCCCAACGAUCAGCGGGGGAAUUGAGGGGCAAGAGGGGCAGGAGGAGCUGGUACCGAUCAUUAAGUCAGUCGCAGAGCAGAGGAACGACGGCUCCUAUUUCUUUGCCUAUGAAGGCGCCGAUGGCAGCUACCGGGAAGAGGUUGGCAUUGUGAAGCGAUCAAAUGUUGCUGAUCAUGAUCGUGAUCAUGAUCAUGAUGCUAAUGAUGGCGAUGAGACGGAACUGGAGAUUUCUGGUGUUUAUCGCUACAUUGACAGCCAAGGGGAACGUGUGGAGGUUAGUUAUGUGGCGGAUAAGAAUGGCUUUGUGCCCGUGGGCUCAAAUAUACCAAGGGAGAUAACAGAAACAGCUCGAAAUGCGGUUCAGUCUCUAGAAGUGCGCGCAAGCAAAAAGAAUUAA